This is a messenger RNA of Pogona vitticeps (central bearded dragon), 3300 nucleotides long. The record is from RefSeq and is a predicted model, not a curated record. NCBI's taxonomy places the organism in Eukaryota, Metazoa, Chordata, Lepidosauria, Squamata, Agamidae.
UCCUGUGGGCGCUUCACGCGUUUUGCAAAGCGGGCAGCGAGUUGCAACCCUCUCCGGCGGUUGGUAAAGGGGAUCCGGAAGACUUGCCCUCCGACUUUUUACGGAGCCGGGCGGGAGAUGCAGAGCUUUUCCAUGAGCUGGUCUCUGGGUAAAUAAAGCUCUGCCACCCCCUUCACUACAAUAAGCAACGCAUCGAGCAUUUGCGAGCAAAAAGCCCUCGAGAGGGAGGACCAAGGUGGGAUGGCCAGCGGUUUAAAUGGGACCUUUCUGCAGCUUCGCGCCUCGCCAGAUUGGCCCGCGCGUCGUUUCUGCGUGUGAACUCACCGACCCGUGUGCGGCGACGGGGGAAGUGGAGGCCAGUCGAGCCUCCCCGCCUUUACCAUCCAGGGUGGCUUUGAGAUGAUGGAACGUGGGCGGCCGGGCCGUCAGCGGGCCUCGGAAAUGAUUCGCAAGCAGAAGCGCAAGGAGCUGGACGCCCGGCGCAGCAAGUGCCGCAUCCGUAUCGGGAGCCAUCUGGAGCAGUGGUGCCAGCUCAAGGAGCAGCUGGGCUUUUCCUUGCACUCGCAGCUUGCCAAGUAUCUGCUGGACAGGUACAGUUCGCCAAGCUUAACCCUGGAAACAGGACAGGACAGCUCCAAUGUUUUCCCCGAUCGUCUCCCUUCUGAAACUCUGCAGCAUCUUGUUGUCCUUUCUCACAAUCACAGCCAAGAAUGCGCCUUCGUCCCUAACGUGAAGCCCUUCUUGCAGAAGGAGCAGAAGGGCGUCCCAGGGGGCCACCUGGUCUGGGAGUGCCUGGCUGGCCACACCUUCUCAUGGAGCCCCUCCGCCACCACCCAGAUUUGCACACCCACUCCCCACAAGGCCAUUGCCUCUCAGGGCCAUGAGGAGGAGGAGGAGGAGGAGCAAGAGAAGGAGAAGGAGAAAGCUGUGAGUUCCAAGCCCAGCCCCCCACCCUCCCCCGCCGUCCGACGCCGGCGCUCCCUCCGCAGGGCUGCGGCAGCCCAUGCCUUUUCCUUAGCACUCGCUUCCAACUCACCGUGCCCGGUGGACGAGGCAGAGCCGUCUUCCAAAGAGGAUGGGGAGGGCGGUGCGGCCAGAGAGAGAACAGCAUGCAUGUCCCCCAGCAGCGGAACGGGCGAGGAGGCAGAAUUGCUGAGUGGCAACCACCCUGAGGAGACAGCAGCUUCUUCUGAAGAAAUUCCAGCUACCACAGAAUUCCGAGAGCCUAGAAGCACUUUAACUCCACCAGAAGAGAGGUUUGAGUCACUGCCUGACCAACCAGAGGAGGAAGCGGGAGGAGGAGAGAACUUGGAAGAGGAAGAUGGCCUAGAAUAUACAGACAACUUGAGCGAUGAGAAUUACCAUCCUUCCCUAGACAGGAACUCCAGGCUGCAAAGACACCAAAACCUAACCAGGAGUUGCAAGAGUCCUGUGAAGGAAGACCAGCUCUCCCAGGAAACAUGCCUCACAGGCCAUCUUUCCUCUGAGGAGAAGGGCAGCGCAAUUCGCUGGACAAAAUGGACGCCACCACCUCGUGAUGAAGAUGUAGCUCAGAUUGGUCCCAAAAGAAUCAGGAAGGCAGCCAAGCGAGAGAUCCUCCUUUGUGAUUAUGACGGCUGUGGGAAGAUUUUCUCCAACCGCCAGUAUUUGAACCCAGCGACACAUUUUCCCCUCUUCCUUGUAGACAAACGGGACUACAUCUGUGAAUUUUGUGCCCGCUCCUUCCGAACGAGCAGCAACUUAAUUAUCCACAGACGGAUCCACACUGGAGAAAAACCCCUGCAAUGUGAAAUCUGUGGAUUCACCUGCCGCCAGAAGGCCUCCUUGAACUGGCACAUGAAGAAGCACGAUGCCGACUCUUUCUAUCAGUUCUCCUGUGACUUGUGUGGCAAGAAGUUUGAGAAGAAAGACAAUGUCACAGCACACAAGAGCAAGAGUCAUCCAGAGGCGGCCGCAGCUGGCCCUCCCCAGCCUGCACAGGGACUUCCGGCCAGGAGCCACCCACUUUCUGAGGAGCAGCUGGAAGACACACUGGGGAGCCAGCCUCGUGAUAUGGAGAAGAGGAUGGAUCAGUCUCCCCUUGCCAUUACGGUCAUCAUUGAGUGAUCAGCCAUGCCUGUCAAGGAAUCAGAAUGGAAGAAAGGAUUCUUGGUCCCUCUUGUUAGCGAGAGAUGGAAACGUCAUGUGCGGAGUACCAGGGAGGAUGCAAAGUUAAGAUCCCAGGCUGGUGGGUCUAGAAGAUCGUGUCCUCACCAAAGCCCUGCCAGCACCCACCACAUUCCUUUAGCACAAUUCCAGCAACACAAAGAUGGCCCUAGGUUCAGAUUAGACCGGUAACAAGAGGAUUCAGAGUUGUCCGGUGGGAAUCUUCUGGGACACUUCAUUUUGUCAUGACUAGACACCAAUUUUUUGCCCAGACUCCAAGUGGGUAAGGACUCCUAGACCGCUAUAACAGCUACAUACACAUACCUCCCUAAAUCUUACAUUUUACUGAUGAUAGCUUUGGAUUUAGCUGGUGCGGACUGAUGACAAUGACAGCGGUGGCGGCGAAGGUGAAGAUGUUGAUGCUGGUAGUGAUGGUGAUAAUAGAGGAAGAUGUAAAGUGUCCUAUUGUUAACUUUCAAACCACUCCGGCUUAAAAGAUGGCACUCUUUCAUAUGACCGCACUUCCUCCUUUGUUCUAUUCAUCACUCCAGUAAUUUGCCUUUGUUUCUUCUUGGAUAAGUGUGCAGAAAGCAGCCGUGCAAUUGCAGCUCACAUUAACUGAGCUAAAAGGCACUGAAUCUUUGGAACAAAGGCUGCCUUCCACUACAGAGCUAUAACCAGGGCCGGAGGUAUUUCGGGUUAAAUGGAUCGGCAUUCUGCUCCAGGAGAAGUUGCAUUCUGCAAUGUGUGUGUGUAUUAUGCAGUGUUUGUGUUGUGCUUGUUUUUACAUAACCCAGAUUUGCUUAUUGUGGAAAGGGUAAAGUGGUUGCACAGGGCAUGUCAGUCCCAUCCUUUGGCCCCUGGCAAUUUUUAUGCAGAGUCUUCCUGAAGUUCAUCCACACAAAUACUCAGACCUAAAAUGUACAGCUGUGAAAAAGCAAGAGAGGGUUGUUUUGUUUUGUUUUUUAAAUAGAAGUUACACUUCUCAGGUAAUUAAAAUCUGCAGCCAGUCCAAGCCGCUGGAUUAACUCCUGACUUUCUGCAUUGCUAUUAAAUAGGCACCAUUCCAGCUGUGGAGGUCCUCCCCUAUCUUGUACAGUGGGGUCUUGACUUGAGAACUUAAUCCGUAUUGGAAGGCGGUUCUCAAGUCAAAAA